Ipomoea triloba (trilobed morning glory) is the source of this 1079-nucleotide messenger RNA. RefSeq names its product nucleoside diphosphate kinase 3. Bases 196 to 912 code for a protein of 238 amino acids. The record is from RefSeq and is a predicted model, not a curated record. The transcript is spliced from 7 exons. Lineage: Eukaryota; Viridiplantae; Streptophyta; Magnoliopsida; Solanales; Convolvulaceae. Gene Ontology annotation, molecular function: nucleoside diphosphate kinase activity. Gene Ontology annotation, biological process: CTP biosynthetic process; UTP biosynthetic process; GTP biosynthetic process.
ACCUUGCGGUUUGACCCGGCCAAACCUCCAUGGACUACAAAACUCUUCUACAAACUACAAACCUUCCCUGCAGCGUUACGUUACCGCUUAUCUGCCUACUUUAAACCUCCAUUUCUCUGUAGCAAAGCUCCCUCAAGAACCAGUAGGUUAUUGUUUCUGAAUUUUCCUUGGAGUUUUGAUCGGAAAGUUCUGACGAUGAAUUCACGGAUUUGGAGAUCUGCUCAUUGCGCCGCAAGGUCUAUUCUCUCUGCCUAUUCCAAGCACAGUUCUCGUGCCUUCUCCGGAGGGCGAGCUGCAGGUGCAGCGUCUGUUGUUUCUCUCAGAGGAGUUGCGUCUUCCCUGGCUUUGCAUGGUAGUGGAGAGUCGGCAAAUGCAUCCAGGACUUGGAUUUCAGGAAUCCUUGCCCUUCCUGCUGCAGCUUACAUGAUCCAGGAGAAAGAUGCACAUGCUGCUGAGAUGGAGCGUACCUUCAUUGCCAUCAAGCCUGAUGGAGUGCAGAGAGGACUGGUAUCAGAGGUCAUAUCCCGUUUUGAGCGCAAGGGAUUCAAGCUUGUUGCAAUCAAAAUUAUGGUACCUUCGAAAGGCUUUGCUCAAAAGCACUAUCACGAUCUCAAGGAUAGACCUUUUUUCAGCGGUUUAUGUGAUUUCCUUAGCUCUGGUCCUGUUGUGGCAAUGGUUUGGGAAGGUGAAGGAGUGAUUAGAUAUGGUAGGAAGCUUAUUGGAGCCACAGAUCCACAGAAAUCAGAACCUGGAACUAUUAGGGGUGACUUGGCUGUUGUUGUGGGAAGGAAUAUCAUCCAUGGGAGUGAUGGGCCUGAGACUGCAAAGGAUGAAAUUGGGCUAUGGUUCAAGCCUGAUGAGUUGGUCAGGUACACAAGCAAUGCAGAGAAGUGGAUAUAUGGUGAUAACUGAACAUUACAUUUUUUCUCUUCAAUCCACACCAAGUGUGAAUGAAUCUAAGUUAUGAGAAAUAAUGUUUUCUGUUCUUUCUUUUUUGAUUGAGGAACAACAUUUCUCUGGCAAAACUUGUUUGUGAAAAUUUGAACUAUUGCUUGCAACAAAACAUUUUACAGCUGCUC